Aphis gossypii (cotton aphid) is the source of this 7940-nucleotide messenger RNA. Its product is annotated as nephrin-like. Bases 526 to 3723 code for a protein of 1065 amino acids. The record is from RefSeq and is a predicted model, not a curated record. Gene Ontology annotation, molecular function: protein binding. The transcript is spliced from 15 exons. NCBI's taxonomy places the organism in Eukaryota, Metazoa, Arthropoda, Insecta, Hemiptera, Aphididae.
GGGUGGUUAGGCAGUCAUCUGGCGACCGGUGUUCGAUGCACAUUGCCGUUGUCCGUGUCUCUCAUGUGUGCGCCACGAGCGCGUGUGUACGAUAAUACAUUACAAUAAAAUAAUAAUAAUAUUUAUGUGCUCCGUCAAACCACCACCGUCGUCGCCCUCUCGCGUCCGAUACGUAAACAUUUUCGCCGAUUAAAACGGUUCCGAUUUUCGUCAUUUGUCUUUGUCGUCGUCGAGUGUUUUCUCUAUUUUCCGUUCCGCACACCAUUCGCGACGUAAAAGUCACGCGGACUGCGUCUCCGGCACCAAGUCCAGACGGUAAUACGCUACGUGUCCGCGGCUCCGGAGUGAUGACUUGACUACUCGAGCGGAGCCUUUUCGCGUCCGUUCUUUUUUAUGUUUUAACAUUUUUUUUUUUUUUUUUUGAAAACGAUCGGCUGCGUGUCAGUAUUAUUAUUUUUUUGUUUUUUGAAUUCAUUCGUUUUAAUUUUCUUUUCGUCGGAAAAGAUCGUGUAGGUCGCGUGUGACAUGAAGACGGCUGUGCCCGUGAUAUGUGCGCUCGGGUGUUUGCUGAUCGUCACGGUCCGCGCCUCCGUGGACAGCGGCAGCGGCAGCAGAGGAGCGCCCAACGAGGCGUCCGUGACUAUCAUCGAUGAUGAAACAGUGAUCACCACUAACGUGGAAGCUGUGGCUGGUAUGGUGGCAUAUUUACCAUGCAACAUGACUCCACCGACUCCAAAUGAUCGCGUUACGUUAGUCAUCUGGUUCAAACAAGGACAGACCAAUCCAAUAUACAGCUAUGACGUGAGAUCAAGCCCUGCAAAGACAGUGACACCCAACCCCAAGACGUCGAACGGUCCACAGCAAAAGUCAGUAACUACCAUAGGCCCCCACCGGUCUGAUGACAAAACUUUGGACGGCCGGGCAUACUUUCGCGUUACCUCGCAACCGGCCGCACUCAUCGUGCAGGACAUAGGUGACAAGGACGCAGCCGUGUACAAAUGUCGGGUCGAUUUCAAAAAGUCACCCACCCGAAAUUCCAAUGUCAAUUUGACUGUUAUACUGCCCCCGGACCGGCUGAGCGUGCUGAACGAAAAAGGCGAUCACAUACCGCAUUACAUACUCGGGCCGUACAAAGAAGGUGUGACGGUCGAUAUCACUUGCAUCGCCAGCGGAGGACGUCCGCCGCCCCGAGUCACCUGGUGGCAAGAGAACGCGCUAAUCGAUGAGACGUUCGAAACGCUGCCAGACAGGAAGGUGAGAAACGUGUUGCGCCUAGAACGACUUGAACGCCACCACCUCAGCAACGUGUACACUUGUCAGGCGUCCAACAAUCACAUGGUGCCGCCCAUAUCGAGCUCAGUCUCGUUGGACAUGAUACUUCGGCCAUUAUCGAUUAAAUUGGUCGGAGAAAAUCGACCACUAUCUGCAGAUACACCUGUCAAUAUAAGUUGCCGGGUUACAGGUGCCAAACCGCCUCCAAUCAUCACUUGGUGGAAAGAUGCCACCCAACUGGCAGAUGCCAAGCAAAUAACGAGUUCGGAUGGCAACAUAACCACAAGUGUGCUGACGUUUACUCCGGCGAUCAAAGACUCGGACAACACGCUGAGCUGUCGUGCAGAGAGUGGCAAGCCGGAUAGUGUCAACAAUAAUAGACACGGAAAACCCGACGGUCGCCAAUCUCAAUCGGUCGACGUCGAUUCUUCUGAAGGAUGGAAAAUAAACAUAUUUCACGUACCAGUUGUCAAUCUUGAACUUGGCAGCAACAUCAACGGCAGCGCUAUACAAGAGGGCAUGGACGUGUACUUUGAAUGUAACAUCAAAUCCAAUCCAUGGGUGUACAGAGUGAUAUGGAGACACAACGGAAAGCUGCUCAACAAUAACCCAGCCGCUGGCACGAUAGUAAGCAAUCAGAGUCUGGUCUUGCAAAAGGUGUCCCGGAGCAGGGCUGGCAUUUACACGUGCGUCGGUAGCAAUCAGGAAGGCGAUGGAGAAAGCAAUUCAGUUCCGUUGGAUAUUAAAUUCGCUCCAGUAUGUCGACCCGGACAGGAGACGGUGCAAGGAGUGGGCAGACGCGAAGCUGCCAAAGUGCUGUGCGAGGUGGAGGCUAACCCGUCGGACAACGUCCAUUACACGUGGCGUUUCAACAACUCUCGGGAAACUGUCGAAUUGGAUCGUGACCGUUACACGGAGGAAGGGCCGCGGAGCACCGCUGCGUACACGCCACUGACGCCACUGGAUUACGGGACACUCAUGUGUUGGGCGAGCAACGAGUUCGGCAAACAAACUGUGCCGUGCGUGUAUCAGGUGAUAGCAGCCGGCCGUCCGGACAGCUUGGAAAACUGCUCUGUGGUAAAUCAGACGUCAGCUUCACUGGUGGUCCGGUGCCAGCCCGGUUUUGACGGUGGCCUCAGCCAGAGGUUUGUCAUGGAGGUGUACGACCGUCACGGACAAUCGCUGGCUGGCAACGUGACGGCCGACCAACCCGCGUUCACCGUCGGCAGUUUGCCGUCCGGUCUUGGAUUCGACAUCAGCGUUUACGCGUACAACAGCCGCGGACCGUCCGACCCCGUUCAGCUUCACGCCUACACCCUAAAGUCGGCCGAAAAACGAACAGCGGUCACACCCACGGGAUUUCGAUUUUCACCAAUGUUAGCCGUGAUCGCCGUCGGUUGCGUCGCGUCCGUCGUGUCGAUCGCGUGUAUCGUAGCCGUGGCCGUGGCUGUGCAGCGGAAGCGCACUAGACGUCGUCGCCGCGAACGGUCAAGCGACGAGUCUAAAACGGCCAUCGAUGGAGUUGGCGGAACCGGAACAGGAACGGCAGCUGGAACCGGCGAUGGUGGCGGAGUCGAUGGUGGAGGCACUGGAGGAGGGAUCGACGGAGGUACAGGCGGAGGAGACGGCGGAGAUCGCCAUCAUCAACGAGCAGACACCGUCGACGACGGGCUCGAAAAAAAUCCAGACAUCAUACCACACGACAACGAUUACUUGGACGAAGACGAAAAGGCAUUUGAACGGUUAAACAGUGGCAGAAUAUACUCUUCACGAAUGGUCGACCCAGAAACAUGUAAACAACAAGCUCGCGGACUCAUGCCACCGCCUCCGGUCAUGACCCCACAACAACAGAUCUACUCUUCGGACAUCGUCGGCGGUUCUCCCGUGGCCGGCGUCGUGUACCCAAACCUGAUGUGCCCCACGCCGCCACCGCCACCGUCGCAGCUGUUGCUCCACCAACACUAUCAGCAACAGCAAUUGCAGCAGCAGCAACAGCAACCCGUCGCCGCAUUGCACCACCUCCGGCACAACGGUGGCGGCCCACAGCACGUGCAGUACGUGCAGGUCGACCACCAGAACCAGUUCGCCGGCCACCCGCACCAGCAUCACCAUCUGCACCAUCAUCCCCUGCCGCCGCCUCAGUACCAGCAGGUCCCGCAGUCCCGUACCAUGACCCUCGGCCGGUACCACAACAACCACAAACAUGGUCAAGACCGGUCCGCCGAGAUACCGCUGUUGUUGGCCGCCCAACCGGGGCUCCAACACCACCAUCAGCUUCACCAGCGCGAGAGCACGACCGACUUGACGGUGGACCAGCAGCUGCAGCAGAGGGGCGCCGGCGUGCCAGUUUUCGGAAAACCGCCGCCGUCCGCUGCACCACUGCAACAACAUCAACAGCAGCAGCAGCAGCAACAGCAACAGCAGCAGAUCAUCGCGGCCACGCGGUUCUGACAGACGGACUUCGAGCCGAUUCCCGAGGACGAUUUGGUCAUGUUGUGAAUUCGCCCCCCGGACAACCCCCACAACUGCGACUGACCGUACCGUACUAAAUAUACGAUACGGUGUACGGCGGACCACGGACAUUCGGCAAACACGCCUAGCGCGUAUUUAAAAAUAAAAAAAUAAAAAUGCUCGGGGGAUAAACGAAUAUAAAAAUUUUUCUCAAAUUGUAUAAUAAUAAUAUUAUUGUGUUUUCUACCGUUGUUGUUUGAUUUUCGUUCCCCGUCUAGAGCGCCGCUUUCAAUCACAACAAUACAGGUACCUAACCUAACCUAACCUACCUACCUAACCACCGUUCCGAUCGUGAUGAUAACAUAAUAUUAUUAUAGCGAUCAUUUUAUACCGUGCGAUAGGUAUAAUAUAAUAUGUAAAUAGCACGCGUAUCGACCACGAUGCCUGCCCCCGUCGACCGCCAAUUUUCUGAAAAAUUAAAUCGCACGAUAUUGUACAACUCGACACACACCUGCCCCCGGCCCAAUCGUCACGAAUGAAAAACGUCAUGUCGUGACGCCGGCGGCGGUAGAUCCCCGUAUCCUACGCACACGGUCGUUAUAAAUUUUUCGAGGACCAUAAUUAAUCACGAAAAACCAUCUCAAAGUAUAAUAAAUCCCGAAACUAUAUACGCGGGACAUCUGUUUCGUCGCUCCCGAAAACUCUUACGGCGGGCACACUCAAAACAUCAUUAUAAAAGUUUUACCGUUGUAAUAUAAUAUAUUACGUCGUGUACGCGCGCGCGCCGGAGGUAAAUUAACGACAGUUAAUUUUUUUUUCCUACAAACAAAAAAAAAUGUCCACCCUGCAAUGUCGUCGAAAUUUCUCAGCUUAAUGGUUUUUCUUUUUGCCGUUUCCCUUUUGAUGUAGGUACCUACAUAGCGUUAUUAUUUUUGUACGACAGCUAUAUAAUUAUUCUACGUACACAACCGCGUACUACCCGUCAGUCGAGGGCCCACGUACAUCGACUCACCGUCCAAUAUUCUACUUUUAAUCGUGCACAAGGCCGUAUCCAGAAAUUUUUCCUGGGGGGAGGGGUCCAAAACAUGUAUACUGUAAUUUUAUUGAAUUUAGGUCCGUCAAUAAUCUAUUUUUAAGCGCCACGAUAAUAUUGUGACGUAAAACAGUGAUAAUCAAAGACGUAAUCAGAAAUUUGGUACCCGGGUGUUUUUUCACUACCCCCCCCCCCCACAUCCGAAAAAAAAUAAUUAUUUGACUUUUUCCACAUGACGAGCGCGUCGAAGCUUAUUUUUUGAUGACCACUCAAUACCGUUAUCCUUCUUAGAACAAAAGUAAAAAAAAUAUUAACCAAUUACGUUAUUUUUCAUUUACACUAACAGAAGAUUGGUUAUGUAAAAAUCUGAUACCGCCAAGGCAUUACCCCCCUAUCCCUUCCCCCUAAAUAUUCACUGGUGAUCGUGUAAAAACUGUCAAUUGUUUUAACGUAAUCGGAGUUUAAAAUAUCAUUUAUGACUGAAAAUAUUUACGUUGGUGGGCUAAAAACAGUUAUUUCAAACAUUUGUAAGAUAUCGAAGGAAUUUCGAGGGGGGUUCAGACCCCUCAGAUCCCCCUCAGAUACGACGAUUGAUCGUGCACAGCGUACACGUAGGUAUAGCUGGUUACACAACGAGCGAUACCGACUAUAGUCUUACCGCACAAUAUUAAUGUGUUCCGAGUGUGCCACCCGGAGUAGUUAAUUUUUUCAUUUCAUCUAUUCGAGACAAUCCACGGUACAUCUCACACAAUCCAAAUCACUAGCCUUAUAAUGUUUUCAUUUCUACUCGAUUUCUCUUUGUAAUGCACUCGUUCGCGUGUCCGUUUAUUACAUCGUUUCACCUAUUAUGAUAUAAUAUAUCCGCCCCGCGUGUACCAGCCCACAACCCGUUCAAUUAUUUCGUUUUUCUAUAUAAUAUGUAUAAAACACGUGUUUUAAUAUUCACAUUUUAACGUUAUUGUGUAUUAUUAUUAUUAUUAUUAUUAUUAUUAUUAUUAAUGAUAAUAUAGCGUGUACCGCGAAUGUUGUAAAAUUAAUUUGUUCCUUAUCGUUCGAUGCUCAAGAGUCACUCAAUCGACGUAAAUGGACACAACGUUUUAUGUGUUGUUUAUGAAAUUGAGAGAGUUUUUUUCCCUGUUUUUCUAAAAUGUGUAAACUGUUUGAAUUUUGAGAUUGUAAAUAUUACUAUUACGUGUUGUAAAUUAAAACAGCUUGUGUGGCCACGAUGAUUUUUGUACAGACAACUCAAAUCAUUGUCUUUGUGUAUAAUAUUGAACCAUCUUAAUCAUACUUAUAUUAUUAUUAUUAUUAAAUACCUACCAUUAUAUACCUAUUAUUAUAUGUUUGACUUGUGUUACCUCUGAGACAAUUUUCGUUAAGUUUAAAAGUAAAAAAAAAAAAAAAACUUAUUAUAAUAUUACGUUACUGCAUACACUAUACCAUAAUAUACUGUGCUUUUGUCGUACUUAUAUAUAUAGUUAUUAUAAUAUGUCUAUUACAUAAUAUAUUAUAUUGAUACGCGAAUUUUAAUGUAAAAUAUUUAUCUGUUAUUUCGAGAUAGGUAAAUGUAAUAUGUAUAACAAAACGUUUCUACGAUUACGACAGAUUUCCCGUCAAUUUAAUUCCAGAUAUAUUAUAUUAUAUUGUAAUGAAUAAUAAUAGCUAUCGUAUCGUUCAGUCGACGAUAGCCACUCGACUCUGAAAAUGUAUCGUUGCAUGCAGAAUUAUUAUUAAAAACUAAGUACUAAAAACGUCCUUAUCACUCGUCUCUGAUUUUCCGAUCGUAGGAAGAAACCGUAUAAAAAUGUAAAAAUGUGGAGUUUAACGUUUUUCAAUAUUAACUCAACUAGUUACCUGUAUAAGUUAAAUAAAAGUUUCCUCAAAGGAAGACACGGAAUGCGUUGGAAUGUUUAAGUGAACGAUAAUAAUCAAAUUGAUGCCAAGCGGUUAAUAAUAAUUAUUAAGUUUAGUGUUUUUUUUUUCUGUAAAUAAAUUAGUAUUUAUAAUAUUUUAAUAUUAUUACGUUAUUUGUGUAUUUUAAUUUUAAAUGUAUGUUUUCUUAUUUAUGUUAAUUUAUAAGAAUGCUGCUUUAAUAUUUUGGUUUUCUUGCUGUUUGGAUUUUUUAUUUUAUAUAUUAUAAUAUAUAAACAUACAUAAAUUGCAAUAUUAUGUUGUUUGGACUUCAAUCAUAGACGUGAAAAUUUUUUUAUAGAUGUAUUGCACCGUAAUAUUUUUUUUAAUGCCGUUACGAACUGUUUAGUUGUUAAGAUACAAAACAUUUCGUAAUUCCUAAUAUGUUUCCAACAUUAACUAUAUAAUAUUAAUUAUUGUUCAUAUUUUAACAUUAUCCGCAGCGUUUCCGUUUCUAAUUUUGAUUUCAGUAUAUUAUGUUUUUCGUGAAUUCAACUGCUUAAAAAAUAUAAUAUUAUGUUAAGACGAUUAAAAUUAACGCACCCGAUUUAAUUUAAUAUUAACACAAAGUAUUACCACUAAAGUAAAAUGUAAUAAAUUCGAAAUUGUUUUACAUUGCUAAAACGAAAGUGUCAUGUUAAAUUAUUAUAUAUCAAUAGUAGGUAGCUCUAUUGACAGUCUGACAAAUCAUAUAUAUAUAUUUCCCGCGUAGAUCCAUUCGUUUGGGAAAAAACCAUUACAUUCAUAAUAUUACACCCUUUCAGAUUUUAAAUAUUAUAUAGUUUCCAUGAUAACUUUUCGCUAGCCAUACGGGUAAAUUAUAUAUUAUUAUUUUUUAUCGUCACGUGUGUAAUAAUGUUGCAGUAUACAUUGUAUUGCAAAGUGUUUAUAAUAAUAAUUAUAAUAUGUGUUGUAAAUAUAAUAUAUUUAUAAGAUAGUGUUAUUGCAACUCAAAGUUUAUAAAAUGAUAUAAUAUUAUUAUAUAAUUUUAAAAAUAAGUAAAAACAAAACGUGAAAUUAGUCCAAAUGCAUUAUAAUAAUAUUAAUAUUGUAUAUUGCGCGAUUUGUGUAGAUGUCUAUAAAUGUAAGUUAUAUAUUUCAAUGUAUUUUGAACGUUUUGAUCAGUUUAUUUUAUUAUUUGAAAAAAUGAUACAUAUAGGUAGCACCUAAUAUUAUUACUGUUUUAAUAUUAUUUUUAAUGUUAAUUUUAUUUUCUAUUAUUAUAAUAUAAAAGUCUAUUAUUUAUUAUUAAUUUCGACUAGUAUGUAAUUAG